This is a messenger RNA of Phacochoerus africanus (Common warthog), 1456 nucleotides long. It is a transcript of the gene RAB42, whose product is annotated as RAB42, member RAS oncogene family. The transcript is spliced from 3 exons. Gene Ontology annotation, cellular component: Golgi membrane. Gene Ontology annotation, molecular function: GTPase activity; GTP binding. Bases 56 to 718 code for a protein of 220 amino acids. Lineage: Eukaryota; Metazoa; Chordata; Mammalia; Artiodactyla; Suidae. The record is from RefSeq and is a predicted model, not a curated record.
CAGGGCGCGGCCCGGACAGUCGGUCUCCCGGCCGGAGGGAGCCCAGACGCCGGCCAUGGAGGCUGGGGGCUUCCGCUACCAGUUUCGGAUCGCGCUGCUGGGGGACACGGCUGUGGGCAAGACGUCGUUGCUGCGGCGCUACGUGGCGGACGCGCCUUGGAUACCAGAGCCCGAGCCGGAGCUCGAGUCGGCGCCCACGGUGGGCGUCGAGUUCUACAGCCGCACUCUACAGCUGCGGGCCGGGCCGCGCGUCAAGCUGCAGCUUUGGGACACUGCGGGCCAGGAGCGCUUCAGGUGCAUCACCAGGUCCUUUUACCGGAAUGUGGUGGGUGUCCUGCUGGUCUUUGAUGUGACAAACAGGAAGUCCUUUGAACAUAUCCGAGACUGGCACCAGGAGGUCAUGGCCACUCAGGGCCCCGACAAGGCGAUCUUCCUGCUGGUUGGCCACAAGAGUGACCUGCAGAGCAUGCGAUGUGUCUCAGCCCAGGAGGCGGAAGAGCUGGCUGCCUCCCUGGGCAUGGCCUUCAUGGAGACCUCUGCCAAAAAUAACUGCAAUGUGGAUCUGGCCUUCAACACCCUCGCUGAUGCCAUCCAGCAGGCCCUGCAGCAGGGGGACAUCAAGCUGGAGGAGGACUGGGGGGGUGUCCGGCUCAUCUACAACACCCAACCCCCCAGGCCCCUCAGCAGGAAGCAGCAUCCGGGCCUAUGCCAGUGUUGACUCUGGGAGGGAAAGGGUUAAAGCAGCGCCACCCUCAGAAGGCCUGGGGGGAUGGAGAGUGUUAAUAUCUCUCGGGAGGGCAAAUGGCAGAAUCUGUCCAGACGUUAAUAUAUACAGUAUCCUGGCACAGUCACGCCUCUUGGAUUUUAGGGUCUCAGAGCUCAGCCCCUUUCCACCAGAAAGGUCUAAAAGGCCAGGUUUGCAGCUUCCUGUCCUUAAGCCUGUUUCCUCCAGCAAGAGGAACUCAUAAAAGACCUCACCUCACAGGGGGUUGAGAGCAUGAAUGGGUGGCAUAUGCUCAGCCAGGGCCUCCCACACUGUGAGGAUGGAACGGCGAGAACUGUCAUCACUGCUCUUUCUUGGCUUGGAUGUGGCCAUUUUUGGCAGCGUCCCUGGACUUGGACGCUGAACCGCUCAGCGUGUGGACACUCCCACACAGAAGGAACAGAGACAAAUUUAUGCCACUCAUGGGACCCUUUCUGAAGACCUUGCCUGCUCUGGGAGCCACUGAAGCCUAGUGGACAAAGAGGGAAGGCCCAUCCUGCCGACCAUGUGCAGGCCAGAACCGAAGCCAUCUAGGUGGGAACCCAGAUCUCUCCUCUACCUCUGAGUCUCAGCUUGAUGGCAAAAGAAGAAUGAAAAAAUAAACUAAGAAUAACUCCUACCUCACAGGUUUGUUAGAGGAUUAAACAACACAACUUGUGUUAAGUGCCUAAUAAAUAUUCCUUCUGCCAACAA